CGCGACGAGCAGAGCGCGCCCGACGGUGGCCGGGGAACAACGAUGAGGGCGCUACAUUAUUUAAUAUUUCUCGCCAACUUCCUAUCCGUGCUCUGUCUCAAUUUGACGUAUCUGGAUCCGACGGUGCUCCAGACCAAAACCUCCGCAGACAUACAGCAGCAGACGGCGACCGACAUCAUCGGCAAUUACCUGAGCUCCGGGACCUUCACCGUGGUCGUGCAGCCCGUGCUGUUCCAGGACAGCAAGGAUGUGUUCACGUUGCGCACGGUCAACGGGGUUCUGCAGAUCCGCGCCAGCACCGGCGUCGCCGCCGUGUGGGGCUUCAACUACUACCUCAAGAAGUACUGCCGGAGCCAGAUCGCCUGGCAGGUGCGGCGCGUCAGCGUGCCGUCGCCGCUGCCCGAGGUCAACGAGGUGGUCGUCGCCAACGACAGGUUCCGGUACUACCAGAACGUGUGCACCGCCUCCUACAGCUUCGUGUGGUGGACCGUCGACGACUGGGUAAAGCACGUCGAGUGGAUGGCCCUGAACGGCAUCAACGUGGGUCUCGCGCCUGUCGCGCAGGAGGCCGUCUGGGCCGAGAUAUACGAGCGCCUCGGCAUGACCGAUCAGGAGAUCGCCGAGCACUUCACGGGACCGGCGUUCCUCGCUUGGCUCCGGAUGGGCAACGUGCACGGCUGGAGCGGCCCGCUCCUGCGGUCCUGGCACGACCGUCAGCGGAACAUAGAGGACAAAGUCGUCGACUACAUGUACCGUCUCGGGAUGGUGCCCGUGCUGCCCGCGUUUAAUGGUCACGUACCGCGAGCCUUCCGAAGGAUCUUUCCGAACGCCACGUUCUCCACGGUGCAGCCUUGGAACAAAUUCAACAACGACUACUGCUGCAACCUAUUUUUGCAGCCGACCGAGCCGCUUUUCAAGGAGCUCGGGACGAUGUUCCUGAAAAACAUCACCGCGAGACACGGAUUCAGCAACAUUUACGCGGCGGAUCCCUUCAACGAGGUCAUCAUGGAGCCCUGGUCCGACCACGUCGUGCGGGAAACAUCGAAAGCCAUAUUUUCCACAAUCGAGGGCGUCGACGGGAACGCGGUGUGGCUGAUUCAAAACUGGAUGUUCGUCCACGACCCCGUUCUGUGGCCGCUGGACCGAGUUCGGACGUUCCUGACGUCGGUCCCCAACGGUCGCAUGCUCGUGCUCGAUUUGCAGUCGGAGCAGUGGCCGCAGUACGAGUUGUACGACAUGUACUACGGCCAGCCUUUCGUCUGGUGCAUGCUCCACAACUUCGGCGGCACCCUCGGAAUGUUCGGAAAUACAAAGUCGAUCAACAAAAAUGUGUACGAGGCAAGAAAUCUUCGAAACAGCACGAUGAUCGGAGUCGGCCUGACUCCCGAGGGGAUCAAUCAGAAUUACGUGGUGUACGAUUUGAUGCUGGAGUCCGCCUGGAGAAAAACUCCGAUAGAGGAUCUGAACGCCUGGGUCGAGGCUUACGCGGAGCGGAGGUACGGGUGCAACGGUACUUCUCUCGCAUGGAGGUACCUGCUGAGGAGCGUGUACAGCUUCGACGGUCUGAAUAGAAUGAGAGGCAAGUACGCGGUGACGCGUCGGCCGAGCUUCAAAAUAAGGCCGUGGGCCUGGUACAGCGGGCACGAUAUUUUCGAGGCUCUCAAAUAUUUCGUGUUCAGCGACCCCAACGCCUGCAACUCCGACGGAUAUAAUCACGACCUAGUCGACGUCACCAGACAGGCCCUCCAGUACAGAACCGAUCAGCUGUAUCUCAAAAUAUUAGAAGACAGAUCCUCUCAAUUGUAUGUCUUCAAUUCGUCAAUAAAUCGCUUCUUGGACGCCAUGGGAGACAUGGAGAGCAUUCUGGCGACAAACGGCGACUUCAGCACGCAGAAUUUCUUCGACGCGGCGAGACAGGUAGCUUCGAACCGACUGGAGUCCUACUUGUACGAGUUGAACGCUCGGAAUCAGAUAACGCUGUGGGGUCCGACCGGGGAGAUUUCCGACUACGCCUGCAAGCAGUGGGCGGAGAUGUUCCACUACUACUACAUACCCCGGUGGAGCAAGUUUCUGUCUCUGGCGCUGGACGCCAAGGCGAGAGGGGAGACGUUUGACGAGAAGACCGCUCAGAGGGUCGUGAGGGCGUCUGUGGAGGAGCAGUUCCCGUCCGUCACUAUCGACGCCCUCCCGCGGCAGGACGCUAACAUGCUCGCCCUGAGGCUGUACGAGAAGUGGGCCCACGUAUCGGACCUCGAGGAUUUGCCGAUAUCAGUCAUCAGAGAGAUCCCGAACAAGAGAACGACGUUGGCUGACGUUGCGUUAGAGGAAAACGCGGAGGAUGAUAUUAUUACCGUUGUUACUGAAAAGUAUAUCAGCAAAUAAUUCAAAAAUAUAUAUUUUUUAAUUACUUACAAAUAUAUG
This is a messenger RNA of Aricia agestis (brown argus), 2421 nucleotides long. It is a transcript of the gene Naglu, whose product is annotated as alpha-N-acetylglucosaminidase. The record is from RefSeq and is a predicted model, not a curated record. The transcript has a single exon. Lineage: Eukaryota; Metazoa; Arthropoda; Insecta; Lepidoptera; Lycaenidae. Bases 43 to 2382 code for a protein of 779 amino acids.